AUGGUGUUCCAGGGUAAGGCUGACGCGGCUAUGGUGGUGUGGGAGAGGGCGCAGACACUCAGCAACGACUUUAGAAUUUUUAACAUGACCGAGCCUCCUGCAAUCCCUCCUAAACCAGUUUGUAAAGGCUGGAAAAAGCCUCCAAAUGGUUUUGUUAAAAUAAAUGUUGAUGCUGCUGUCGCGAAUGGUUGUGCUGGGUAUGGGGAUAUUGCUAGAGAUCACGAGGGUUUUGUUGUAGGGGGCUGUUAUGGUUAUUUUAAUAAAUCCAUAGAGGCAACUUGGGCGGAGAUGGAGGCGUUGGCUGAAGGUUUGAAGUUGGCAUCUCGGUUAAAUGUGAAAAAGCUCAUGUUGGAAUCAGACAAUGCUAAGGUUGUAAACACGGUCAAAAUGAGAGCCCAGGAUGUUACAAUUUUGGGUUGUUAUGCGAAAACGGUGUGCAUGAAUUUUACAAAUUUUGAUUCGGUCCACAUAAAUUGGAUCGACCGUUGUAGUAAUAAGACCGCUGAUUUACUGUGUAAUCUAGCUAUUAAGAAAAAGUGUAAUUUGUAUUUCAAUAUGGAUUAUCCCUUGGAGGUCCGUAAUUUUGCUAUAAAAUAA
Molecule: messenger RNA, 597 nt
Organism: Gossypium raimondii (Peruvian cotton)
Lineage: Eukaryota; Viridiplantae; Streptophyta; Magnoliopsida; Malvales; Malvaceae
Exons: 1
Coding region: 1-597 (198 amino acids)
Molecular function (GO): RNA-DNA hybrid ribonuclease activity; nucleic acid binding
Source: RefSeq, a predicted model, not a curated record